GAGAGUGCAUGCGAGUGAGCGCGCGCUCCCUCGGCGCGAGGAAAGAACCUCCAGCGGGAAUCCCAAGAGGAGGAGGUGGAAGCCGAAGAGGGAGCGCGGCCCAACUCUUAGCUAAGGGAGAGAUGAGCAGCACUGGAGCUAGCCCAAUGUCAACUGUUGUUCCAUCGAGCGGUGGAAGAGGGAUUGUAAAAUCAACAAACUUCACUCCUGAACUGCAAAGUAUGAUGUUCUCCUUAGGAGAUGCUCGCAGACCUCUACAUGAAUCGGCAGUGUUGGUUGAAGACAUUGUCCACACUCAGUUGAUUAAUUUGUUGCAGCAAGCCUCUGAGGUUUCUCAAAUGAGAGGAGCAAGAGUCAUCUCUGCUGAAGAUCUUAUUUUUUUGAUGCGCAAAGAUAAGAAAAAGCUCAAAAGGUUACUGAAAUAUAUGUUUUUCCGAGACUACAAAUCUAAAGUUGUCAAAGGCAUUGAAGAAGACGAUCUUCUUGAAGACAAAUUCAGCAGUGGCACCAACAAACGGAAGAAAAUUGCUCAAGACUUUCUUAUCUCAAUUGAUCAAACUGGGGAACUGUUGGCCUUGUUGGAAGAUGAUGAGAUUGAUGAUGUUAAACAAGAGAGAAUGGAGAGAGCAGAGAGACAAGCACGAAUGAUGGACUCUGCACAAUAUGCAGAAUUCUGUGAAAGUCGUCAGCUGAGCUUUUCCAAGAAAGCUUCUAAAUUCCGAGAUUGGCUGGACUGUAGCAGCAUGGAAAUAAAACCGAAUGCAGUUGCCAUGGAAAUGUUGGCUUAUUUAGCCUAUGAGACUGUAGCACAGCUGGUGGACCUGGCCCUUUUGGUGAAGCAAGACAUGACUCCCAAAGCUGGUGACCCCUUUAGUCAUGCAAUAUCUGCUACUUUUGUUCAGUAUCACAAUUCUGCUGAGAUGCAUGUAGCAGGACAGACAGCAAGUAUGAAGGGCAGCCCAGAUUCCCCUGAAAACACACCGCCACCAACACCCACUCCUCCUUCAACAGGCCCACAGCUGUUUGGGAAAAUUCAGUCAGGGACCAUGGGAAACGGUAGCCUCGGACAAGAGUCAUCUAAAGUCAAACAGCGAAAGAGAAAGAAGAGCACUGCAGCUUGUGGCGGAGAGGCCCAGAGCGAUGCCAUCCAGCCUGCCCACAUCAGAGAGGCCAUUCGACGCUAUGGCAAUCAGAUUGGGCCCCUUUCCUCAUAUACAAGUGCCUACCGCAGAAAUGGGAUGAUGUUUCUUGCUUGCUAACAUGGAUGUGGCCACAGCAAGAGGAAAGACAGCGUUAUAAUAAGGUGAUUUCCCCACCCCUCCUGUUCCCUCCAUUGAGGGGGAAACACAGUUUUAGAAAGCCUCCAGCGUGUGGACUUGUGAGUGGGCUGGUUUGUUGUGACUAUCAACGAGCUGACAGUCUGUUUUUCCAGCCCGCCCAAUUGUUAUUUUUGUUUUAUACUCAGAAUAUUUAGCAAAUUAAUGGCAGGAAGUUUGGGACAGUGUGUGGGUGGAUGAGAAUGCAGUUCACAUGAUUUUAACAUUUCUAGUUGAUUUUAUUGUAAAGUUCACUCACCUAUCU
Anolis sagrei ordinatus is the source of this 1581-nucleotide messenger RNA. It is a transcript of the gene SUPT3H, whose product is annotated as SPT3 homolog, SAGA and STAGA complex component. Gene Ontology annotation, molecular function: protein heterodimerization activity; transcription coactivator activity. Lineage: Eukaryota; Metazoa; Chordata; Lepidosauria; Squamata; Anolidae. Gene Ontology annotation, biological process: transcription by RNA polymerase II. The record is from RefSeq and is a predicted model, not a curated record.